This is a messenger RNA of Cynara cardunculus var. scolymus (artichoke), 1842 nucleotides long. RefSeq names its product zinc finger BED domain-containing protein RICESLEEPER 2-like. Lineage: Eukaryota; Viridiplantae; Streptophyta; Magnoliopsida; Asterales; Asteraceae. Gene Ontology annotation, molecular function: protein dimerization activity; DNA binding. The transcript has 4 exons. The coding region runs from base 1 to 1842 and encodes 613 amino acids. The record is from RefSeq and is a predicted model, not a curated record.
AUGAAAGCUUGUUUAAAGAAUCCACAUGCUAAGGAAACAAAGAAGUCAAUUCUUGCAUUUCAAUCUGCAAAAUCUGAGAAUAGUGAUGGUGCUUUGACCUCUUGGGUUUUUAACCAAGAGGUUGUUCGAAAGAUGUUAGCGAAAAUGAUUAUAAUGGAUGAACUUCCAUUUAGGUUUGUUGAAGGGAGAGGUUUUAAACAGUUUGUUGAGGCUGCAUGCCCUAGAUUUAARAUCCCUUCAAGAUGGACAGUUAAUAGGGAUAUAUUCAGUAUUUACUUUGAAGAGAAAACCAACCUUAAGAAAUUGUUUAAGUCAAGCACGCAGCGGAUUAGUUUGACCACUGAUACGUGGAYAUCURUCCAAAGAAUCAAUUAUAUGUGUGUCACUGCACAUUUUAUUGAUGAUGAGUGGAAAUUAAAUAAAAAUGUCAUCUCAUUUGUGCCUAUAUAUUCACAUAAAGGGGAAAGUAUAGCUAAGGCCAUAGAGAGUUGUUUGCUUGAUUUGGGAAUAAAAAAUAUUUUCACCAUCACAGUURAUAAUGCAUCAAGCAAUGACAUUGYCGUUGGGUUCAUGAUGAAGAAGGUGGUGAAUUGGGGUGGUUCUUCUAUUAGGGCAAAGUACAUACAUAUGAGAUGCAUUGCUCAUAUUCUUAAUUUGGUUGUUCAAGAUGGAUUGAAAUUAGCAGAUUCAUCAGUUAAAAAGAUUARGGAUUGCAUUAGGUGGGUGAGGGGUUCUCCAUCUAGGUUGAAGAAGUUUAGAGAACUUGCAGAUUUGCUUGAAGUGGAAGAGAAAAGUUCAUUAUGUCUUGACGUUCCAACUAGAUGGAACUCCACCUAUAUAAUGCUUCCAACCACAAUAGGUUACAGACAAGUUUUUGAAACGUAUGAGAGUAGUGACACCGCGUUACAUUUGGAUUUGGGUGAUUCGCUGCCUUCCUAUCUUGAUUGGUUACAGGUUGACAGUUUGGUCAUAUUCUUGAAGACAUUUUAUGAGAUGACAAUUAGGAUAUCUGGCUCACUUUAUGUCACCUCAAAUUCUUUCUUAACCGAGAUUUCAGAUUUGAGUUGCAUUAUUGCCGAUAUGUUACAAUCUACGUCGAAAGUUGAAGAGGAAAUGGGUAUUAAAAUGAAAGAGAAGUUCAAUAAAUAUUGGGGUGAUCCAGAUAAGAUGAACUUCAUCAUAUUUUUUGGCAAUAUAUUGGACCCCAGAGACAAGGUUGAGUACAUGCAAGUCCAGCUCAAUCAAAUGUAUGGUGAGGAUCAAGAGUAUGUGUCAACAUAUUCCGAACCUUCUACCACUAUGAUGCCUCCUCCACCCACUAAGUGUGAGAAUGUUUCUGUUGGAAGGGUACAAUCUAGAUUAAAGAGCCAACUUAAGAAACAAAAGAUGGAAAGUGGGGCUUCACUCAACAAGAAGAGUGAACUUGAACUUUAUCUAGCAGAGUCGACCAUAGAUGAGGCAAACGAUUUUGAUAUUUUAAGAUGGUGGAAGGUUAAUAGUGAAAGGUUUCCUAUUCUUUCAAAAAUGGCUAGAGAUGUGCUUGUUGUUCCCAUUUCAACUGUGGCAUCUGAGUCUACUUUUAGUACUAGUGGUCGGGUCUUGGAUAAUUUUAGGAGUUCUCUAUCUCCUAAAAUGGUAGAAGCCCUGAUAUGUACACAAGACUGGCUAAGAGGCCCUAGUCAGCCAAUUGCAGUUGAAGAAAACAUAGCUGAUAUUGAAAAGUUUGAGAAAGACAUGAUGAAUAUGAGAAUUGGAAGUUCAAGUUCUGUCAAUGACCAAGAGGAUUCUCUUCCGGUUCCAGCUGUUGAUGUAGAUGAUCUACAGCUAGAUGAUAUAUUGUAG